Messenger RNA from Adineta steineri, 383 nucleotides. The record is from the annotation of a GenBank genome assembly. NCBI's taxonomy places the organism in Eukaryota, Metazoa, Rotifera, Eurotatoria, Adinetida, Adinetidae.
AUGGCAUCAAUAACUAGUGGUGGUGAUAGUGAACAUUUAGGUAUACCAACAGCAGUAUUUGUUGAAGAUGUGGAUAGUUUUAUGCAACAACCAGAGAAUGAUUCUGUAGAUACAGUUAUUAAAAGACUUGAUGAUUUAAAUAGCAAAUAUCGAUUUAUGGAAAUGAAUUUAUUACAAAAGAAAAAACGUUUACGAGGAAAAUUACCUGAUAUUCAAAUUUGUUUAGAUAUGAUUGAACAACUUCGUAAAUAUCGUGAGAAAGAUACAAAUAUGGACACAAAUUUUCUUUUAGCUCAUAAUGUUUAUGGUAAAGCAACAAUUCCACCAACGGAUAAGGUUUGUUUAUGGUUAGGUGCUAAUGUUAUGCUUGAAUAUCCUAUCGA